GAAAAACGAUUUUUCGUGGACCCUCAUGAAUGAAUGAUUCGACACUUUAAAAAAAUACACAUUCCGAUUCGCAUUACGCGUUCGUUCAUUGAUCCAUGUUAACUACUGCGACAUCGACGCCGACUGUAGAAUAGCAUGAACGGAGCGAACUGCCGGAUCGGCCUCGAGAUAGUGACGAGGGACGAGUGGGGCGCCAGGCCUCCAACCCUGGUGGAAAACAUGACCAACCCAGUGCCGUACGUCGUCAUACAUCACAGUUACCUGCCGCCCGCUUGCAGCACGGGUUCGGAAUGCAUCGCGGCCAUGAAAUGGAUGCAGGACUUACAUCAGAUCAACAACUCGUGGAACGAUAUCGGGUACAGUUUUGCAGUCGGCGGGGACGACAGGGUGUACGAGGGAAGGGGGUGGUCCGCGGUAGGGGCCCACGCCCCCUCCUACAAUGACAAAAGCAUCGGCGUGUGCAUCAUCGGCGAUUGGAGUGACGAGCUGCCCCCCGCGGGCCAACUUGCCACCGUCAAGCGGCUCAUCGCUAGAGGGGUCAAAGAGGGUAAAAUAGCGCGCGACUAUAAACUCGUCGGGCACCGGCAAGUGCGAGAGGGGACAGAGUGUCCAGGAGAUCGUCUCUUUAACGAUAUCCACAAUUGGCCCCAUUUUACUAGCGAUCCAACUGGAAUGGAAUCGACCAAGCCAGAUGUGAGAGAAGAACAAGAACCACCGUUGUGGGACGAAGACAAUAAACUGAAGAAACGGAGCUCUUGAGCUGCGUCGAAACGGACAGGCGUGUAGAAAGACAUUUUCCGACAUUUGCUCGCGCGAAAUCUGAAGGUAGCUUUUGGCAAAACAUCAAAGUAUUACUAAAAUAAAUAAAUAAAUAAAUAAUAAAUAAAAUUACUUUUGCA
Molecule: messenger RNA, 899 nt
Organism: Cylas formicarius (sweet potato weevil)
Lineage: Eukaryota; Metazoa; Arthropoda; Insecta; Coleoptera; Brentidae
Product: peptidoglycan-recognition protein LB-like
Exons: 5
Coding region: 136-759 (207 amino acids)
Biological process (GO): innate immune response; peptidoglycan catabolic process
Molecular function (GO): N-acetylmuramoyl-L-alanine amidase activity; zinc ion binding; peptidoglycan binding
Source: RefSeq, a predicted model, not a curated record